AUGGAAAAAGAGUGGACUAAAUUACCGUGGUUUAGUCAAGAGUACAUCAACGGUGUUACUCGAUUUUUAGACUUUGCCUUCACUAAAGGAAGUCCUCAAGGAGGUGAACUUCUAUGCCCUUGUGCUAAGUGUAAAAAUAUAUAUUGGAAAACCAGGGAUAUUAUUAGGGAUCACCUAAUAGCCAAAGGUUUUCUAGACGGUUAUGACGUUUGGGUGCACCAUGGGGAGAAACUACAAAGGUCUAUGGAAAUUGGUGAUGGGAUGGAAGAUCAAGAUGGAUCACAUGAUGACAUUCCUGGCUUAUUGCAUGACAUAUAUGGAGAUAGGGCAGAAGCACACGGAGUUGAUGAAGGUCCCAAUGACGAGGCUAGAACGUUUUACAGUUUGAUUAAAGAGGCGGAACAAGAACUGUACCCUGGAUGCAAAGACUUCUCUUCGUUAUCAUUCACGAUUCGACUCUACUUGUUGAAAUGUCUCCACGACUGGAGCAAUACGUCAUUCACUGCCCUAUUAGAAUUAUUGAAAGAAGCAAUGCCUGAUUUGAACAUUCCGGAAUCAUUUUACAAGACAAAAGCCAUGAUAAGUGGUUUAGGCCUUGAUUAUAAGAAGAUAGAUGCAUGCCCAAAUGAUUGCAUGCUAUUUUGGAAGGAGCAUGAAAAGGACAAUUCUUGCACUAUUUGUGAAGCUUCACGGUGGAAACAAAAUGCUGCAACUGAAGGAUGCGAGUCUGAGCAACCCAAAAAUGACUGUAGAGUUCCUGCAAAAGUUUUGAGGCACUUUCCGUUGAUUCCUAGACUACAAAGGUUGUUCAUGUGUUCAAAGACAGCUGAGUCAAUGAGAUGGCAUGAAGAAGAGCGCUCAAAGGAUGGAAAAUUGAGGCAUCCUGCUGACGGUAAAGCGUGGAAGGACUUUGAUGAGCUCCAUCCAGAUUUUUCUAGUGAGUCCCGCAAUAAAAUUAGCAAAAUCAAUGCUGUGAACAGAGCUAAGCAAAAGUAUAUGCAUCGGAUGGGCCCAACAAACUUUGCGAGGAUUCGUGCAAAACUGCGUGCUAAGAAAGAGGACGGAAAGGAAGUUAGCCAGGCAGAGAUGUUCAUUGAGACUCGACAAAGUCGAAAAGGAAAACAGCCGGAUGAGGAAACUUCAAGUGUAAUUUCUAAGCUUCAAGAAUCAGUUCAGAAUUCAACUGAAUCUGAGACAUUUAACUCCUUGUUUGGGAAAGAAAAAUCUGGAUGA
Messenger RNA from Vicia villosa (hairy vetch), 1233 nucleotides. RefSeq lists its product as uncharacterized. Bases 1 to 1233 code for a protein of 410 amino acids. Lineage: Eukaryota; Viridiplantae; Streptophyta; Magnoliopsida; Fabales; Fabaceae. The transcript is spliced from 4 exons. The record is from RefSeq and is a predicted model, not a curated record.